AUGUACAUGGCCUUUAAGACUCUGCAAGCUCCACCCAGUUUAGCAAGGCCAGACAGUUCCAGUUUCAGUCCCUCCAACUCUAAGUCUUAUUGUUAUCAGCCAAAACCUCACUCAAGACCGCAAGCAAGAAUUGCCACGAAGAAUCGCCUUCAGAGUUCACCAGUCCUGAAAUGCAGAGCCAAUCCACGUGACCGCGUCGACGAGGUUGUCCAGUCCCAUCAUGAUCAUCAGAGUACUGAGAUCCCCAUACUCCUGCACCCAUCGGUUGUUUUCCCCAGCCAGACGCUGCAGCUGCAGACGGUUGAGUUCAGAUACCGCAUCAUGAUGCAGACACUACUACUCCAGGAAGGCCACAGCUUUGGUAUCAUCUACUCCAGCAGGAAAGAUAAUAGGAUGGCUGAUGUUGGAUGCAUGGUCCGUAUCGUUCAGUGUGAUAAGCUCGUCAAUGACCGGUUCUUCCUGACGUGCGUCGGCGGUGAUCGGUUCCGUGUCCUGGAGGUCGUCAGAACAAAGCCCUAUGUCAUCGCAAGAGUCCAGGUACUAAAAGACAGAGACUCGCCUGAUUCAAGUAACCUGGGGUGCCUGAUGCAGCAGGUGGAAGGGCACUUGAAGGACGUGACAAUGCUUUCAGACAAGCUCAGCUGGAAACUAAUGGGAGACCAGGCUAGGCAGGUCAGCAGGAUGCAUUCUCCGGAGUCUUUCUCCUUGGUUGUCGCUCGGUUGUUUGUCGAAGAUCGUUCAGAGCAGCAAUGGUUGCUCGGGUUAGAUGAUACAGCACAGCGGUUGGUGAGAGAAGAAAGGUAUCUUCAACACAGGAGCAAGUACCUGGCAGCUGUAGCGGCGAUUAGGGACGCAUUUGGGCAACUGUCCUGCAAUAAGAAGCAGUAG
Triticum turgidum subsp. durum (durum wheat) is the source of this 888-nucleotide messenger RNA. NCBI's taxonomy places the organism in Eukaryota, Viridiplantae, Streptophyta, Magnoliopsida, Poales, Poaceae. The record is from the annotation of a GenBank genome assembly.